Molecule: messenger RNA, 591 nt
Organism: Suillus subalutaceus
Lineage: Eukaryota; Fungi; Basidiomycota; Agaricomycetes; Boletales; Suillaceae
Exons: 3
Coding region: 1-591 (196 amino acids)
Source: RefSeq, a predicted model, not a curated record
AUGGACAAGGUCUGGAGUAGAAGCAAACAGAGUCGGAACUUGAGUCUUAAAUCUCGGGUGUCGGGUGUCGGUUGUCGGUUGUCGGUUGUCGGGUGUCGGGUGUUGGGUGUCGGGUGUCGGUUGUUGGUUGUCGGGUGUCGGGUGUCGGGUGUCGGGUGUCGGGUGUCGGGUGUCGGGUGUCGGGUGUCGGGUGUCGGGUGUCGGGUGUCGGGUGUCGGGUGUCGGGUGUCGGGUGUCGGGUGUCGGGUGUCGGGUGUCGGGUGUCGGGUGUCGGGUCUCGGUGGUCGGGACUCAAUAUUUGGGACUCGUUGGUUGGGACUUGAUACUCGAUUGUUGGGAUUCAAUGGUCAGGCAUUGGGUUUCAGGACUCAAAUCUUGGGCUUCGGGACUCGGGUUUCAAGACUCAGUAGUUGGGACUCAAUUGUUGAUUGUCGGAAUUUGAUAGUCAGGGCUCAGAUAUUGACGAUCGGAAGUGUGCUGGACAUCACAUAUUCGUUUGUCGAGACCCGGGUCUUGGAACUCGGUACACUUCGCUCGAGUUUCCACUUCACCCCUUUGCAAGGCUCUGUGCCAUACUACAUCAUUAGAUGA